Messenger RNA from Crotalus tigris (Tiger rattlesnake), 12387 nucleotides. It is a transcript of the gene PPM1L, whose product is annotated as protein phosphatase, Mg2+/Mn2+ dependent 1L. The transcript is spliced from 5 exons. Bases 663 to 1745 code for a protein of 360 amino acids. Gene Ontology annotation, molecular function: cation binding; protein serine/threonine phosphatase activity. The record is from RefSeq and is a predicted model, not a curated record. Gene Ontology annotation, biological process: protein dephosphorylation. Lineage: Eukaryota; Metazoa; Chordata; Lepidosauria; Squamata; Viperidae.
UGCGAUCGGCCCUGCAGGUGACAGCAGCCGAGGGCAGGGUCGGGGGAGGGCAUGCAAAGUAGGGGGACAGACUCAGCGUCGAAGAAAGAGGAGGCCCGGGCAAGGGCUGUGGGUGCAUUGGAAGCCACAAGGUGGAGAAGCGAGUCGCCGAUUGGCCAGCCCUGGAUUGCCGCUGGGGCAAGUGAGCGAUCAGCCUUUUGCAGCAACGGGGAAAGGAGCAUGAGGUGGGCUGCUUUCUUUUCUUGGAGGGGCCGGCUUUAGCGUGUACUGCUCUGCACUCCUCCGUUAGGAAGAGCGGCAGCGGAAGAGCAGCUGAUCUCCCAACGUCGUUUCUCCAGGAGCUGCUGCAUGCUCUUUGGCAGCUGUAGGAGUGAGAAGUGGAGAAGGAUAAGGGUGCCUUCCGACUCCCAAGCGUGCAUGCUGAUCUCUGCAACUUGACAUCGGAGUACUCUUGCCAUCUGGGACUACGCGCCCUGAAGCAGUUGCACAGAAGAACGGAGGAGAAAGAGGAGGCACUUUUAGCAGCACUGACCCUGCCCUCCGUGUGUUUGCAUUACAGGAACAUGCAGUGAUUUGCUGCUUUGCUUUUAGACCCAUCCCAACCAUCAGGGUGUGUGGUAUAUGGUGUGUGUGGGAGGGAAGAUCUACUGCCUCUGUAAUAAAUGAUAGAGGAUACAAUGACUUUGCUCUCUUUGCUGGGUCGGAUCAUGCGUUACUUCUUACUGAGACCAGAGACGCUGUUCCUGCUAUGCAUCAGCCUGGCCCUAUGGAGCUACUUCUUCCAUACAGAUGAAGUGAAAACCAUUGUCAAGUCCAGCAGGGAUGCAGUGAAAAUGGUGAAGGGCAAGGUAGCAGAAAUUAUGCAAAAUGACCAACUUGGGGGUCUGGAUGUUCUGGAUGCAGAGUUUUCCAAGACCUGGGAGUUUAAGAACCACAAUGUGGCUGUUUAUUCUAUCCAAGGCCGGAGAGACCACAUGGAAGACAGGUUUGAAGUGAUCACGGAUCUGGUGAACAAGACUCAUCCAUCCAUAUUUGGGAUAUUUGAUGGACACGGCGGAGAGUCAGCAGCCGAAUAUGUGAAGUCCCGUUUACCAGAAGUCCUAAAGCAACACCUUCAAGAUUAUGAGAAAGAUAAGGAGAACAGUGUAUUAUCCUAUCAAACCAUCCUGGAGCAACAAAUUCUCUCAGUUGACCGAGAAAUGCUGGAAAAAUUGACUGUAUCCUAUGAUGAGGCAGGAACAACGUGUUUGAUUGCUUUACUGUCCGAUAAAGAGCUCACAGUGGCCAAUGUUGGAGAUUCAAGGGGGGUUUUGUGCGAUAAGGAUGGAAAUGCUAUUCCUUUGUCUCAUGAUCACAAGCCUUAUCAGCUGAAAGAAAGAAAGAGGAUUAAAAGAGCUGGUGGCUUCAUCAGUUUCAAUGGUUCCUGGCGUGUUCAGGGGAUCCUGGCCAUGUCUCGUUCUCUUGGGGAUUACCCGCUGAAAAAUCUGAAUGUUGUCAUCCCUGAUCCAGAUAUCUUGACCUUUGAUCUGGACAAACUCCAGCCAGAGUUCAUGAUCUUAGCUUCCGAUGGGCUCUGGGAUGCUUUCAGUAAUGAGGAAGCUGUGCGGUUCAUCAAAGAACGUUUAGAUGAGCCACAUUUUGGAGCCAAGAGUAUAGUGCUCCAGUCUUUUUACAGGGGAUGCCCUGACAACAUUACAGUCAUGGUGGUUAAGUUCAAAAGCAGCAAUAAAGUAGAAGAACAAUAAAAAGAGAAAGAAAGGGGGGGAAGGAAGAGAAAAGUAAUACCACACUCUGCCUCUCACUUGGUGAACUUCUUCAUUUAACCUUUACAUUCAACACAGUAGGCGUUUGUAGCAAGUAUAUUAGUGUUAAAGUUGUACAUCCCAAAACGAAAGUAGAAAAACCACUCUUUUUGCUAAACACAGCAAACAAAAGUCAACAAUUCAAUUUAUUUUAUUUUUUAAUGAAAAGGAUCUCUUUUAUUUUCUAGAUCUCUAAUGAUCUCAGCUUAGAAAAUCCUUCAAUUAUAAAGGACUGUGACUCCUGCUUCAGAGUCUGCAAUUCCCUUAGUCUUCAUAUAAUAGCUUAGAAUUGCAUUUGGAUUUGGGCAGCUGAGAUAUGAGACUUGAGACUGGCAUAGGAUUGCCAUCAGUGUGACUAUUCAUUCUAGCAUCGUCUCCUUCAUAUUGCUAUACCUGCUUAGUUAAAACUUAGUUAAACUGCAAAAGGAACAAAGGCAGGUAGCUAACAGUUUGUAGUUGUUGACUCAAAACAAGGAGGUAUCAAUGGGUCCGCAACUACUGUCCCUUCCCGUUAGUAUACAUCCUGCUAUAUCAUUAGCAUUAAACAAUUGAGCUUUUCCAUUGCCAUGUUUUAAGGUUUGUGUGCAUGCCUCUGAAUGAUCUUUGUUUCUUUUUAAAAAUCUAGCCAGUAGAUAGCUUUUGAGGUCCAUGCUCAUUGAAAAAUGUCCCCUUUAUUAAUUCUUGUUUCUGGAUGGGCUGAAUUAAUUCUUGUUUCUAGUUUAGGGUCGUAACUCUGUGCAAUUCAGACAUCAAAAACUGGUAUAAAAUGUAUCUUUAGCUUAGAAGAUUCUGAUAUAAGACUUUAGCAUUUCUAAACUUGGUAUUUAGAGGAUAAGGCUAGGAUAUUAAUGAAGCCAGCAAACUGAAAUAGGAACUUAGUGCCAAACUGGUGAAAAAAACAGGUAGAGCAUUUUUUUUCUUUUUUCAUUAGCAGUGAAGCUUUGUUCCAAAACAGAAAAAUUAGCAAGCAAGUUUUACAAUUUAAAUAUUUAAUGAUCUAAAUCAUCAUAAGCCAGGCCUAGUAGUAAGUGUUGCCUGCAUAUACAGUAGCUGCAAUUUAAAAUCUAUGGAGUUUGGUACAAGCUGGCUGCUUAAUUCCAGUGUGCCUAUCAUUUGCGUAUCUCAUGAUCAGCUUUCUGCAGAUUGAUAGCUCCAGAUGUGUUGGGCUGCAGUUCUCAUAAUUCCAGUUCCAACAUCUGGAAAGUGAAAGGUUGAGAAGGCUUUGGGUAACAAGAUACACUUUGUUGUAAUCAGUGAUGGUAUCUGACCUUGAGCUAUUUGCUGCAUCAUUCAAAAUGUAACUUCUUUCUGUCAUUCAAAUUAUGAAGCAUGACCAGGCAUUCUGAUUUACGAUGGAUCCAGUAGAAUUUUUCUGCAAGCAGAAGAGGCAUUAAUGGAUGCUAUCACUGAGGAACUGAAAUAGCAUUAUAUUUCCAAAAGAAAAUAAAAUUAGACUUGUUAAUAUAUGGAAUAUUGAUCAUGUCUACAGGCUGUAAUUUAGAAUCAAAACUAUAGAAACAUGAGUCAAAAUGCCCCAUUAGAUUGCUACAAAGAUGUUCUAAUUAAGGUGCUCUAAUUAAUUGGACAUUGCCAGGAUUAAUAAUUUGUGACGUGCUAUUUAAUCUUAUUUCAUUCUCCGUUGGUAUAUAGAGGAUUAACUCAGAGCCAAUAGGGAAGGUGGCUUAGUCCAUCCCUGAAGUGGUUGGGUAACUUGAAAUUCAUAUAGUGAAUUAACACAGGGGUGGGCAACUAUGGCCCUUUUACAACCUGUAAAGCAUGGCUGGCUCAAGAAUUCUGGGAGUUGAAGUCCAUAGGUCAUAAUAAGGCCAUAAUUGUCCACCUCUGGAUUAAGAUAUACCAAGUGUGCAUUAGUUGCUUCUGAUGUCUUUGUUUCUUGCCUUUGUUAUGUCUUCUUAGAGACAUUACUUAGAUUCUCAAAAUACUAUUAGGUUUGCUAGUUUUGAUUGAAUGAUUACAUGCCAUCAAGUUGAUACUGACUCUUGCAGACUAUAUAGAUAGAGUUCCUCCAUGAUGAUCUGUCCCUAACCUGGUCCUUCAGCAGUUCCACCGGUACACUCAUUUGUCCUGUUGACCUCUUCUUUUUUUUCCUUCCCCCAUCCCAGCAUUAAAACUUUUUCCAGAGAGCUAUGUCUUUGCGUAAUGUCUAAAACGGGAUGGGUUUCCUAGUUUUAGCUUCAGAUUAUUUGGGUGAUGAAAGAAAAAUAACAAUAUGCUUCCCCGAUCUUUAUUUUGUUGCAUGCUUGAAUAAAAAUGAAGAGGCAUCUUCAAGUUAAAGGCCUAUUUUAAAAAAAUCAAAAAUAAAAUGAAAUUAAAUAAAUAAAAUGAAGUAAAAUUAUGAACUAAUGCACCAGAGUCAUUAACUAUGGUUAUACUGCAAAAUGGAAAUACUAAACCAAAAAGUGAAAUGGCUUUCUUUUUAAUUUUUUACCUUUCUAAACCUCUAUAGUACUUAAAUUUUGAGGUAUGUGGAAUAAGAAUUACAAAUUAAAAAAUAAUCUUGUUUUACCUGGUUAGUAGGAGAUGCAUGUCCAAACUCUUAUGUGGCUGUAACUAGAAUCAGUUAAUUUAGGCAAGUGUUAGCUACAGCAUUUUUGAGGGCCGUAACAAAAUAGUUUCUCCCAGCUCUUUACCAUUAUAACUGAGCUCUAGGGCCCUAGAUGAGAUUAUUGAAAACCUAUUGUAUUUUUUCACUCCCUUUGUUGAUUAAGUCCUGACUUUCCAUCAGGAUUUUUGUAGAGUAACGGAACAAUCCGCUGCACUAGUUUUAAACUGCUAGCAAUAGCAUCUCUUUAUGAUUUGUUUUUAAUUUCUUGAAGGAAUAUCAAGGUCAGCUAACCUGAAGUUUCUGUUGUAUAUGCUAAGGCACAUGAAGCAAUUUUGCACUAGAGGCAACUUCAGAAAUAAAACCAGAACUACUCUGAAUCAUUAAAAUGUAAAAAUCAUUUACUUAGGACCAUUUGGAAAGUUCUUGCUGAUGCAUUUGUGCAUACGAGUUGUCAUUAUUUAUGAGUUGAUUUGUAAAUGAGAUUAACUCAACUAAAACUAAAAAUCUUUUAGAAAUGAAUAGAUAUUCUCAACACCUAUUUAUAUUCUUUAUCUGCACAACUCUGUCCAUCACUAUUGAGAACUAUCAAAAAAUGUUGACUCUUUGUAAGAUCCAUCACUUUUGUGAUACUAAUAUUUUAUAUGUGUUAAAUUAAAGUAGGACUAAAAGAAUUGGGGGUCAUUGCCAUAACUAGACAUCUUGGAAAUAUGUACGUCAGAACAGUGUCAAGCAAGAGUUAAAGGACUGUUAAUCACUGAUCUGCAAAACCUAUUUACUUGGGAAUAAAUCCCACUGAAUUCAGUAGAUCUAACCUUUAGGAGAUAUUCCUAGGAUUGCACUGCUUAACAUAUUAAUAUCAGUAUAUUGACAGCACACUAAUAUCAGUAUUAGAAAGAUGAAUGACUGAAAUCUACUUCCUAUUCCAGUGUUGUUUCUUGUUCAGAACAUUGAAGCAUAUGAGACUUCAGAAAGCUUUCCGAUUUUUUUAUAGCCCGGAAUAAACGGUUUAAUUGUGUUAUGGAAAUGCAAAUGCAGCAUUGCUAUGAAAAAUAAUCAUGGUAAAAAGACAGGUAAAUGGAACCAGCAAAUGUAUUCAUUUGCAGUCUGUUGAAAGCUGUUUUUAAUGUCUGAGGAAGAGAAAAUUCAUUGCUAGCAGGAAAAUAGCUGUAAACAAUUACAGAGUACAUAUUAUAUUCAGUCAAAUAUUUUAAAAGGCCAAAUUUGGCUAGUCACCUAGUCAAUGAAGGGCAAAAAUAUGCACGCUGCACAAAUGGUUAUUCAGAAUUAGUGGCAUCAUUCAAAUAGUUACAGGAUAGACAUUUACAGUCUUCACUUGGAGAAAAAGCUCCUGCUUAACGAGAAAACAGGCUGAGAUAAUAGAAGAGCUUGACCUGAGAUGUGGUAUUUCUGUUGAAACAAAAUAGUCAUACCCAUAUCAUAUAGACAAUAUUUCAAAUCUCUGCAUUUUUACAAACUCAGAAUAUUCAAUCAGGCAUAGUAAAAACAAGAAAUAUGCUUAAUGCUAUUAUUUGGAUUUAGAGAUACCUUGCACAAAUGAAAAAGUUCAUCAACAAAUUCCUUGAAUUUCCCAUUGGUGCCAUGGCAUAAUGCCAAAGGUUAUCUUGACCUGCAGGAAUGUUUUUGAAAAAAGAGUAGGAACAGAGGAGGAGGAGGAACCAGGAAGCUGACACUGCCCAGUUCUGCAAAAUCUUCACUGAAUUUGACCUGUUGAAUACCAUCAGUCAAUUAAAUGAUUAUUUUGUCCAAAGAACCUGUCACUAUCAAUGUAACUCCCAGAAUCUUUGAUCACGGGCCAAAUUGAUUGGUGGAGCUGAGAUUUGUACCUCACCAAUAUCAAAAGAGUUACAUGUUCCUCUUCUUUGAACGACACUAUACAGCAAAUAUAGGCUAUUUAGUGGCCUUCUACUCCAAGGUUUUGGGUUCCAACUCUUAUUAUGGCAUACAACAAGGAACCAUAGGAGUUACAGUCCAAAACAGCUGAUGUAUACUAUGUUGCUUCUAUAAUAAUAUAGCAGUCAGUCAGUAUUAUAAUUUAUUGAAAUUUAUCAUAGUUCUAAAUUUAUUUUAAAGCAAUGCACACUAAAUAAUUUCUACUCUAACUUAUGACCAGUUCUUAAUUAGGAAAAAAAAAACCUCUUGCUUUAGAUUUAUGGGUGCAUAGAGCCUAAUAAAAUGCAAUAGUCACAUGGUUUUUAUUACUAUUAAAAAUGUAAGAGCACCUAUGUGAAAAUUAAUAAAAACUCUCUAGGAUUGCUGAUAUACUAUAACUUUGCUUUCAUUUUGUCCUUAGGCUAUGGGAAAUGUCAAUUUGCAGUUCAUGAGAAGGAAAAAGCAAAACGUUUACUUGUAAAAGUGGUAAAUUAAUACAAUAGAUUUAUGCAGUAUUUUCAAAUGUCAUACAGGAAAUAUAUUAUUUUGGCAAUUGUUGAUUUAGGAAAAGUUUGUCAUUGUUCAUAUUUUAGUCUGUGCUAACAAAGAUGCACAUUUUUGUAGAGAAUAUAAUAUAUAAUAAGCAUACUAUUCUCUGAACAGAAGCUUCUCUAUAUUGUAGGAAUGAACUAACAAUAUUUAUUGUGAAUUCAAAAGCUUCUAAGCCACACUGGUUAGUAACAGCAACACUGCAAGCAGAGUAGACAAACUAAUUAUAGAUUUAUGGCACAACUAUAUUUUCAGUUUAAUUGAUCUCCAAAGGCACAAUCCAGUCUGUCAUAAGAGCUUUGGAUCCAUGGGAAAUUAUUCAGCACAGGGCACACAAAAUCUCCUUUUGAUUUCUUACCUUCAUUUCCAGGCACAUAAAGCUAUUUACACAGAAUCCAAUUAAGACAGUUAAACAAGCAUGAAUUCUUCUCCCUCACACCUUCCUCCUUUCUCUGCUUCAGCUAAUAAAGGAAUAAGAAUGUGGUGGUGAUUUAUUACUGCUUGUGCCAGUGUAUCCUCGGCUAACUGAUUUUUCUAAGAGUAAUGGUAGUUGGCUUAAUCUUGAGGCUGUUCAGAUGUACAACAAGCUCCUUCCCAGUUAGGAAUAAGAGAGUGUUCGUUCCAUUGGCUGGCCUGGUCUCUCAAACUGGCAGGACUUGAUCUUCUUCAGCACUAACUGCAUCUGCCUUGAGAAGAUGCAUCCCUUACUGGCUAUCUCUCUUCUUCAGUAGUCUUGCCUGGACUCCACCCAGGAACACUUUAGAACCCUUGCCCCAAACUCUUCUGGAACCAGCAUGCCUUCAGCAAUUCAAACUGCCUAAAAUCCACUUUGGUUUCGAAUCAUCAUCUUUUCUUCUUCCCCCAAAUCUCCUCAACUUUCACUAUCUUACUUCUUUUCCAUAUCUGCCCACCCUGUCUAGGAAAGUUUUUGCCUAUAUGAAAAGUUUAUUCUCUGCUCUUCUUCCAAACUGCAUUAUCAUAGAUGAAUAGCUUCCUUGUCUGCAAGCUCAGGUGACAGGGUAGUGGACCGUGCUUAGUUGCUAUAUAUUGUCACUCAGUCCAAAAUGAAGUAUUUAUAGAUCACCCUGCUAGACAUAUAUUCCUGAAGUUCAGAUCUCUUGGAGUUUACUCCUAAGUAAGGAAUAUAGGAUUGCAGUAAGUGAGCCAUGCAUAAUGUUAAUCUCUCCUAUUAAAGGCAAUAGUGUGAAAAUUGAACAUUAAAGUAUUCAGGUUAGUGCAUAUUCAUUUAUAAGCGUAGAAUAGAAAUAUGUUCAUAGUGGCUGAAGAACCAUUCUACUGUAGUCUCAUGCCAACCUCAUGUCACUAUUAAGGGUGUAUUUCUUUGUCUUCCUUGAUGAUGGUACACGGAUGCACAUACCAAUGUAUCUAUGUACAUUCUGCUUGGCUACAUGUUAUUCUAAUUGAAUUUAAGACAAAAAUACAUGGUUUUGCAGCUACCUCUGUGAAGCAGCUUAUUCUAGGUUGUAAUUCUGAAAUGAAAGCUUAGUGUUCUAUCUUAGUUUUGCUCUAGCAGAAGCUAGCCAAGAACUCAUGAUCCUGUAGCAUUUUUGUGAACAUCAAUCUUGAUUUUGUUGAUAUUUGCCAUUUAUGUCAAAUCCCAGGGAUCAGAAGUUCAAUUCAGCUCUGAAGAGGACUGAAUAGGAUGUUCCCCAGGUCACUUCAGUUCAGAGGAAGCUAUCUUAUUCUUUUGUGUGGUCCUAGCUUGAGUUGAAAGUACCGUACAUUAAAAGUUGGCUCUGCUUUUGAAGAAAAUACUCCCAUGACCUCUGCAGUUUCCCACUCAUGCUGGAGGCUAAGGAGUCAAAAAAAAAGGUUACAGGCUGUUGAAGUUUAAAGAGAAUAGGAAGCAGGGGUGGAGGGGAUUAAAAACUACCUCUUAACUUAGCCAGUGUUUUUAAGCUUACAAAAAGUUGCUGGGAGAGCAGUUACUCUAUAGAAGAGUAGUUUGUAGUUUCUUGCAGUAAACAAUCUUAGAUCUUGACAGGUCUUGUUCUAUCAAGCCAAGACCAAAUAUGUUUGGAGAAAAAGGUACCCUUAACCUUUAAGGCUAUCAUAAAGAUUUUUUAAAAAGAAAUAGGAAAAAAGACUAUAAAAUUGCAUGCAAAAGUUGAGGCACCUCUGGUUAAAUUGUAUAUUUCAGUGAAUCCUUAAUUACACUGAGGCUGACAAAAAGCUUUCCAUGAUACAAAGUUAAGCACACCAUCUUUUUUUCAAAUUUGAACAGAUACUACUAUUUAUACACAAUUUGUAUAGAUUCAGUAACAAAACAAUGAAUAUGGCAGGGACAUAUUCAUUGUUUUGGGAUCUCCCUUUCUAUACUUUGUAGUAUUUUUUCUAGCAGAAAUAGCAGCUUCCAAACAUUUUCUGUUGUUAAGACAAUAGACAUCUUUCUGUUCUUGCUUAUGGAUCUCUUUUCCAUUCUUCUUUGCAGAAGCCUCCUAGAACAGAAGAUGUCUUAGAUUUUCUUAUAUGCACUAUUUGUAUCAGAUCUCCCCAGAAAUGUUCAAUAAUGUUCAAGCCUCAGAAUGGUGAAAGCCAUUCCAAAACCUGUUUCUUUAAAAAAAAGUGUCAUGUUGAAUUGGAGACCUGGUUUGGAUCUUUACCUUAUUGAACCUCUUAAGUUUUUUUCAGCCUCAGUGAAAACAUAAAAUCUGACCAGAAGUGCCUAAACAUUUUCAUGCCGCUGUAUAUGUAUUUCACUUUUGUACUUACCAAUUCGUCACCAUAGAACCUUCUGCCCCAAAGGAAUUGAUUUGUUCAGUAAAUGGGUGGGGAAAAAAUAACAGUGUUCCACAUUUUUCAGAUAGGAUAUGUAUGCAUCAUAUAAAAAUAUUUGGGAUUAGUUUUAUGCAAAUGUAAAAGAUUUAAACCAAAAUUAUGUAAUUGAUUGAUUUUCUGCAGUUGACUGCUUUAAUGUGGUUGGUUUAGUAUGCAUAAAGCACUGAUACUUUAAGCUUGCUAGACCUGGCUAGGCUCAUGUUCAUUAGCCCAACAUUUCAGUAAAAAGUGUCCAGUUUAAGAAGAGAUAGGUUUCUCAGAUCAGGUUUUUUGGUUUUUUUUUGCAUCCUUGUGACCAUUUAAUUUUCCCAGCUACCAAUAAAUCUGUCUGCUAUAACUUGUUAGAAAGACUAUUGACCAUAAUUGUUCAAAAGCAACUUUAGCUCCUCCCAGGUUUCCAUGUAGCACUGGUACUCCAUAUUAUCCAGUUAUUUCCAUAGGAAUAAAUUAAAUCUUAAAUACAAAGCAAAAGUUUUAUGCUGAUUUCCAAGGGGAAUUCUGGCUUUUCUCCACAAUCAGUACAAUUAAUAGUUCAGCUUUAAACUAAAUUUUUUGCUCUGCCAUUUUUUAAAAACCCCAAUACUGUUAUCACUUUAAUUGUUGCCUCUGCAAUUAUAGCCACAGUCCAAAUUAAUUCUACUGGGGCACUCAGAUAUUGGAAAAAUUCUGGUAAUCCAGAGGAAAGUGAGUAGGGCAGGUGAUACUGUUUUUUCAACCUUGGCAACUUCUAGCUGUCUGGACUUCAGAUCUCAGCAUUUCCCAGAAAACACAGCCAUUGCUGGGAAAUUGGGGAAUCGAAAUCUAGAAGCACAUCUAGAAGUUCCCAGGACUAGGAAAUGUUUUCCUAUUCUAUCCACAUAGUCUAUUCCUUUUGCAAUAAAAUCUAAGAGAAAUAAUUGCCCAUAGUUUAGCAAAGUUGAGCCAAUGCUUCUCACCCUUUCUAAGGCCAGAUGUGAACAACCAUUCUGGGGAAUGAACACCUUUGGCUGUUCAGCUGAUAUUGGACUCCCAGUUCUUGUAAACCUCAGCCAGAUGAUGAAAGCCACUAACAGAUGCUGCAUCACUGUGGAGAUUGAGAAAGCAAGGCUUGCCAACUAUACGAGUACUCUGUGUUGCAAUUCAUUCCUCACCAUUGGUCAUAUUGCUACAUAGCUAGGAAUUGGGGUUAAGAAGCAUUUGGAAGGCAGAAGCUCAGCCCUUUAAUAUCUGGAGGAAGAGAAGGAAACCUAGUAGAGGUAGCCCUUGGCUUACAAUCAGAAUUGAGACUAAACUGUCUGUUCUAAGCAAGAUGUCUGUUAAGUGAGUUGCACCCAAUUUUACAAACUUUUUUUGCUGUGGUUGUAAAACAAAUCACAGAAGUUGUUAAAUGAAUCAAGUAGACGUUAAGCAAAUCCUGCUUCCCUGAUUAAUUUUGCUCAUCAGAAGACAGCUGGAAAGGGCGAUCGUGUGAUCCCAGGAUGUUGCAACCUUUAUAAAUACAUGCCGGUUGCCAAAUGCCCAAAUUUUGAUAAUAAAAUUAUGGAAAUGCUGUGUGCAAGGACUGACCAUAAGUCACUUUUUUGUUGUUGUUGCUGUAACUGUGGUCACUAAAUGAAUUGUUGUAAGUCGAGGACUACCUGUCCCCACCAAUACCAAUGUGCCUGGAGAUAUUAGGUGCCUCUCCAGGCUUUCAAUCCAUCUGAAUUUGUUUUAAAUUUAAAAUGGAUAAAUAAAUGAGAGGCUGGGCUGCCAACGAGCUUAUUUAGUGAUACAUGGUUUGUAGCUCACAUCUGUAUUUGAAGAUACGCCUCUUUCCCUCCGAAAGGUAAAAAGUAACUUGAAGUAGUAAAGAGCACCCUACAAUGUCUAGCAGGAGAAAGUGUACCGGUGUUUGUGAUUGCCUAUAUCUAUUUCUGAAUACAAAGCAUCAUGACAUGUUUUCAGAAUUGCAGUGUGUCUGUUUGCUCAAAACAGCGGUCUUUAUUGGAAACCAUUUUUUUUAGCCAUUUCUGAACUGUAUGAAAGGCAGCAAGGCUAUUGAAUGCGCACCUAAGAAAUUUUUGGCCUUUUAAUCAUGGAGGUAAAUUUGGAAAAAACUUCAAGAUGCCUUCUGUUUAGAUCACUUUCAAGGAUCAAUUUUUUAAAAUGUGUGUACACAGCAAAGGGUUCUGCAAUGCAUAGAAUAUGCACCAAUGUUCUAUGCAAGAUAUCACCUAGGAAGCCCAUGCUUGGUGCACGUAUGUUGUAUUAUGUUACAUUUGCACCAACAUAUAUACUAGGAAUUCAGAAUUUUAUUUUAAAGUUUAGUGGAAAUCUCCCAAGUGUUCACUAAAACCCUAAUUUAAAAUAGUAAUUUCAGUCUACCCAAAUCCAAUGUUUUGGUCAUAAUGAAGUAUAAAAGGAGGGGCUUUUGAAACCUCAAAAAUUCUUGAUAUUUGUAGGUUUCUUUUGUACGUAUUUUACAUCUUGUCUCUAAGAGACAAUUUGAAACAUGGUUAGAUGAAAUGUAAAUACGUUAACAUUUGCUGUUAGUGUAACCUAAAAGUGACAGUACGCAGUCACUUCUAGAUGUAGGCAGUUAUGGUAUCUUCAAUGUGUGCGUUAGACAACAUAGUUUUCCUUUUUUUAGAUGUGUGAAGAAUAUAUGUUCCAUGCAAUUGAGAUUCUGUCUUAAUGUCUACAGGAAGUGUAAACUACUGAGAAAAAAAGGGAAAAAAUAAAACAAAAGCCUUGGCUGUAUGGUUAAAAUCAAAAAUAAAGGCUUCAAACGAAGCAUAUUUAAAUAAACAAGUCUAAUUUUAA